CCCCCCCCCCCGCAGGCCUUUACAGUCAUCGACCAGAACCGGGAUGGCAUCAUCGACAAGGAUGACCUUAGGGACACCUUUGGUGCCAUGGGGCGCCUCAACGUGAAGAACGAGGAGCUGGACGCCAUGAUCAAGGAGGCCAGCGGCCCCAUCAACUUCACCGUGUUCCUCACCAUGUUUGGGGAGAAGCUCAAAGGGGCAGACCCCGAGGACGUCAUCAUGGGGGCCUUCAAGGUACUGGACCAGGAUGGGAAAGGCAGCAUCAAGAAGAAGUUCCUGGAGGAGCUGCUGACCACCCAGUGUGACCGGUUCACCCCUGAGGAGAUCAAGAACAUGUGGGCCGCCUUCCCCCCAGACGUGGCCGGGAACGUCGACUACAAGAAUAUCUGCCACAUCAUCACCCACGGCGAGGACAAGGAAGGGGAGUAGAGGACCCCCCGACUGCCCCCCGGACAUCUUGGGGUCCCCCCCUGGCGCCCUCUGGACCCUGCCCCCACCCCCGAGUCCGCCGGCCCCAUAAACCUCUGGUUUUUUUUCAUG
Alligator sinensis (Chinese alligator) is the source of this 540-nucleotide messenger RNA. RefSeq names its product myosin regulatory light chain 2, skeletal muscle isoform. Gene Ontology annotation, molecular function: calcium ion binding. The annotation marks the transcript as partial. Gene Ontology annotation, cellular component: cytoplasm. The transcript has 5 exons. The record is from RefSeq and is a predicted model, not a curated record. NCBI's taxonomy places the organism in Eukaryota, Metazoa, Chordata, Crocodylia, Alligatoridae. Gene Ontology annotation, biological process: skeletal muscle tissue development.